AUGGUCGACUUCUUCCAAGGCCUUGGCUUCGUGCGCUCCGGGGCGGACUACUUCCAGGUUGCACUGAAGGACCUUGGCAUUUCUUUGGAUGCCGCUGAGGAGGUGGUUGCCUACAGUGGAGGUGGCAUCGGAGACUGUGGAGGCGGACCUUUCCGAAUGCUCAUCGGCGAUGAAACGCUGGCGUCCAUUGCCGCUACCACGCUGAAGGCCUGGCUGCUGCUGCUGCCAGCCCUCUCCACAGCUCAGUGGUUUCAGCGCACCAUCCAAGCGCAACGCAUGCUGGGGUCCGCCCACCCCCCCUCGCGGACGGGUGGCUAUGAAGGUUAA
Molecule: messenger RNA, 327 nt
Organism: Effrenium voratum
Lineage: Eukaryota; Dinophyceae; Suessiales; Symbiodiniaceae
Source: the annotation of a GenBank genome assembly